Messenger RNA from Cataglyphis hispanica, 1142 nucleotides. RefSeq lists its product as uncharacterized. Gene Ontology annotation, biological process: apoptotic process. The transcript has 4 exons. The record is from RefSeq and is a predicted model, not a curated record. Bases 123 to 731 code for a protein of 202 amino acids. Lineage: Eukaryota; Metazoa; Arthropoda; Insecta; Hymenoptera; Formicidae. Gene Ontology annotation, cellular component: mitochondrion.
ACACUAAAAGUAUAAUUAAGAAUUAAGAGUAAAAAAAUUAUCAGAGAUCAUUUUAUCUUAAUAUUCAGGCGACAGUGGUUUCAACUAUUCAUAUAAGUUAAUUAUAUAUAUUGUCAACAAAUAUGUCAAGGCGUCAAAUUCUUGGAAAAUUAUUAAAAAAUAUUAGUCCUGCCAUGUAUACAUCAAGUACAUUAUUCACCUAUUGUACUUCUUCUGAUAAGCCUAGUACAAAUACGAAGUUACAAUUUGAACCAUUGGACACCAAAAAGCUAACUCACGAAUAUAUGAUGAAACAAUCUAUAUUGGAUGCUGUUAACAGUGCAACACAGACAUUAACUGUUAAUUUUAUGGCAAUAACGGAUCUGAGUAUUGAAUAUAGAGCAUUAUUGAACAAGCUUAUUUCACUUUUCGAAGAAACUUUAACUUACAAUGUAAAUGAUGAGCAUUGGGAUUUGAUUCUAGAAUUACGGAAUGAAAUGUAUGAUAAAAAGGAAAAACUUGCGAAAUUAUCUGAUUCUAUGGAAGAUGUAUACAAAAUGGCAAUAGCUGUCCAUCAACUGAGUGCUUUAUACAAUAUGGAAAAUUUGAGCAAUACACUUUUACAAAGAAUAGAUGAUGCAAAGUGUAAAGUGAAAGCAGAAGCUGAUAGCAAUAAACAGUUGGAACAUGCAUACUGGCGUAUGCAGGGACAAUGUAUUAAAAGCAGUAAGGAAAAAACUGAAAAACAAUAGUACAUUUUUCUAGAGAAUGGUUUUCGAUUUCAGGAAUGUGUCCUAUGUCUUAUGUUAUAUUAACUUUAUAAAAGAAAAAUUAAAAAUUUAUGUCAUUUGAUAGAUUGCUUGUAUUAAUGAAAUAUUUUCCUAUCAUAUUUAUUGAGAUGUAUUGUACAUGGUUAAUAUUGAUCUCACAUUCAAUUAUCUCAAUUCUUAUUGUUAUCUAUUUUUCAGAUAAAGAUGCUGUUAUUAAAUUAAAAAUAUUUAGUGCACUAGAGAUCAAUUAAAUCAUCAUAUAUUUUUCGUUUAGAAUUUACAAUACUUUUAUGAUAAAAAAAAUAUGCUUUGCUAUUCCAUUUUAGUCUAAUUAUAAACUGAAAAAUUAUAAUAAAAAGAAAUUUUUGCAUUUAUAUUUUUUUUUAUAUUUUU